This is a messenger RNA of Ricinus communis (castor bean), 2242 nucleotides long. RefSeq lists its product as uncharacterized. NCBI's taxonomy places the organism in Eukaryota, Viridiplantae, Streptophyta, Magnoliopsida, Malpighiales, Euphorbiaceae. Gene Ontology annotation, molecular function: nucleic acid binding; zinc ion binding. The record is from RefSeq and is a predicted model, not a curated record. Bases 223 to 2037 code for a protein of 604 amino acids. The transcript has 6 exons.
GGGAUUAAAGAACACAACUGAGGGGCAAGCUCGACAUUUCGUGAAUCAAGAAGCGACUGCCUGACUGCUUUCAAGUUUCUAACUUUUCUACUUCAUUACAUAUAUAAAAGAAAUGUACUUACAUUUCUUAGCCGUGUUGGUAUUGCAGCAUGAUGAGCUGUCUUUUAAUGGAGAUUUAAGCCAAGAAAUCAUCUCUAAGGAGGUUCCCAAAGAAAUUGCAGCAUGGGUUUAAUGGGUCUUCUCGUCAAUGUUGCUGUGGAAUGUUUUGAUGUUCUUGCAUGGCCUCUCUUUGCAUUGGGUUAUCCUUUAUGUGCUUCCAUUCAAGCUAUUGAGACAGACUCGAAGUCAGACACCGAGAAGCUGAUCACUUAUUGGGUCUGCUUGUCCUUGAUUUUGCUAUAUGAACAUGCUUUUGCAAAGCUACUUGAAUGGUUGCCCUCCUGGCCGUAUAUUAAGCUAAUAAUUGUCGGCUGCUUGGUUAUACCUCAUUUCGGUGGUUCUUUUUAUGUUUAUAAAAAGCUUGUCCAUCCAUGCAUGUCUGUCGACCCACACAGCAUCCUUGAUUGGUUCAUCAAGCUGAAGGAGUUCUUAGAACAAGAUAACCUUCCAGUUGAUGUAAAGAGAGAAGCAAAAGAAACUGUACCUGAUGCUGUGGAGAAUCUCAUUGCUUUUGGUACUUUAACAGCUCUCAAGCCAAAGCUUGAACAUGCUAAAGAUGCAAAGCAAGAAAGUGAUGCUGUGGCAAUAAUGGAGAAGAGUGCAAAGCAAGAAAGUGAUGCUGUGGCAAUAAUGGAGAAGAAUGAAGCGACCUCAACCAAGCAGGUUAGACAAAUCAAACCUGACUUUGCACUGUCAGGAAACAGAACAUGUGCAUCUGUGGAGAUCAAAGAAAUGACAGAAACAAUGAUAGCAGAUAGAGAUCUCCUUGACAUACCGCCUUCCAAGACAAUCCGAGAGAACUGGACUUGUGAUGGAUGUCAGGUUACAACUGCAAGUGAGACAGAUAACACACAUCUUCAAGGAAAGCAACAUGAGGGUACUUCUGAGGUGCUGGAAGCUGAAAACCAGACAUCCAAUGCCAAAACCCAUGCUUCAGUGGAAACACAUUUGCCUCUGGAAAGUAAAGAAAUGGAUAGCGCAACAUUAGCAGGUACAGAUAUUCCUGAUAGACAACAUCCUAAGGAUGUCCAGAAGAUGUGGAUUUGUUCUGUAUGUCAAGAAACAACCACAAGUGCGGCAGACUUUAUUUUACAUUUUCAAGGAAAGCAACAUGUGGAUGCUUGUGAGAAGCUGAAAGGCAAUGAAGAGACAUUGAAAAGCAAGACUUUUUCUGCUUCAGCUACAGUUAGUGCACCUCCUCACUCUAGUUGCGAUCUUCCUGAAAAACUACAAUCUAAUAACAGACAACCACCAUGGAAUUUUUGUGCUGUUUGUGAAGUAACAGUCACAAGUAAGAUGGACCUUAUUUCACAUUUUCAGGGAAGGCGGCAUGAGGGUGCUCUAGAGAAGCUGAAAGUUAAGAUUGAGACAUCAAGAAGCAAUAUUUUCCCUACGAUGGUGGAAAAAGAAAUGACUGGUAGUGAUCUUCCUGACCAACAAAAUUGUAAGCAUGUCCAAAUUCCAUGGAUUUGUGGUAUCUGUCGAACAACAAUCAAGGAUGAGGCAAGCGUUGUUUCACAUCUUCAAGGAAAGCGACAUCUGAAUGCUUGUGAGAGGGCGAAAAGCCUGAUACAGACACUGAAAAGGGAUGUUUCCCCUGCUUCGACGGGAAAGAAAUCUAAUUCAUCUGAAGAGGCAGAGAAGUAUAGAUCGGGCAAUGUGUCUUCACCAAAAAAUACAAGCAGCAAAGUGAAGAAGCAAGGUAAGCAAGAGAACAUGAAGGGCGGAGUUGUUGAGGUCAGAAAUGCUGUCUGGCGGUGUACUAUUUGCAAGAUAAGCUGUAAUAGUGAGGGAAACAUGGACAGUCACCUCAACGGGAGUAAGCACUUGGCUAAUUGGAAAGUACUGAAUGGUGCUGGGGGCAGUGGGCUGGCCUGAGUUGGUUCGCCAUUUGCUGUUGGCAUCAGCAAUACAGUUGACUAAGUUGGUAUAGGUAAAGAUGGCUAUGAAAAUGUGUUGUAAUAACUUUGAUCAGUUACCUAAAGUUUUGCAUAAGUUGUACUGAUUUUUAUCUUUGGUUGUUUUAUAGAAGCUAAAUGGUAUAAUAUAUAUUGCAAUUUGUACUAGGUAAACAUGUUUUGGA